This is a messenger RNA of Entelurus aequoreus (snake pipefish), 4809 nucleotides long. RefSeq names its product dual-specificity tyrosine-(Y)-phosphorylation regulated kinase 1A, b (gene dyrk1ab). NCBI's taxonomy places the organism in Eukaryota, Metazoa, Chordata, Actinopteri, Syngnathiformes, Syngnathidae. Gene Ontology annotation, cellular component: nucleus. The coding region runs from base 888 to 3134 and encodes 748 amino acids. Gene Ontology annotation, biological process: protein autophosphorylation; peptidyl-serine phosphorylation; positive regulation of DNA-templated transcription. The transcript has 12 exons. Gene Ontology annotation, molecular function: protein serine/threonine kinase activity; transcription coactivator activity; ATP binding. The record is from RefSeq and is a predicted model, not a curated record.
GUUGCCAUGGCAACAAGCUAGAGCAUCGCCAUUUUGUCAGGAGGGUUUUUCCCCCCAAGCUCAGUCGUUUCAAAUGUUCCCCCUUCCCGCCGGAAUAAUGCUGUCAGUGGAUAUACCUUUGACGUUUUUGGAUAACGAGACGCGUCUAAUGGACCGGGCGAAGAAGAUCAAGAGGCCGACGUUUUAACGCCAUAGAAAUAAUUAGGCGGCGCCGCACUAACUCGGUUGUCCGCGUCUCUGGUCCACCGGGCCGGUUCACUGCGCAGGUUUGGACCGCGCGCCAUUUUGUGAAAAUUGACACAAAAUUCCGAAGCAAAAUUACCAGAGGACGCGGCUCGUAUUUCGGGUUAAAAAUACACGGACUACACCCGCGCCACACAGCGGGUCGCGGAGGUCGACGGCAAUUUUGACCAAGGCUGCGUAAAAUCCGUUUGACGUACCUUUUAUUUAGCUGCGGCUGCGAUCGUUAGCUUGAGGCUAGCCGGAGAAGCUAGCGCUAGCUUGGACGGGCUAGCUAACGUUAGCUGCCUUCAUUUUGUCAACUAGCUUAGCCAACUUAGCUAGUGACUUAUGCGCGCUAGUUCAAGUUAGCAUGUUGCUAGUCAUCAGCUGAUGGUAACGUCUCGCUAAUGUCGCCGCGAUUGUCGACGUCGUCUGCCUGAAUUAUCUACGGAAAUGAAGAGUUUGUUGGAUCUGGCUGGCAAAUCGUCGUAGUGUUUGCCGGUCGGAGAAAAGAUCCGAUUUGACGUUAUCAAUACUCGGUAACCGUGCAGGGAGGGGAGAAUUACCAAGCUGGAUAAGUUUCCUCAUCAUACAGGUUAUUGGACUUUAAAUGAAGAUCGUGCCAUCAAAGUUGGUUUGCUGCUGGACUCUCCUCCCAGGAUGAUAUGAAAUUUUUGCAGAAGAUGCAUCCAGGAGGAGAGACUUCAGCAUGCAAACCUUCGUCUGUCCGGCUUGCGCCCUCUUUUUCUUUACACACUGCUGGUCUUCAGAUGGCUGCUCCAAUGCCCCAUACGCACCAGCAGUACAGUGACCGCCACCAGCCAAGCACUGACCAAUCUGUUACGGUCUUACCGUACAGCGACCAGACACCACAGCUCACUGCCAAUCAGAGGCACAUGCCCCAGUGCUUUCGUGACCCAACUUCAGCUCCCCUGAGGAAGCUCUCCAUUGACCUUAUCAAAACAUACAAACACAUCAAUGAGGUGUAUUAUGCAAAAAAGAAGCGGCGGCACCAACAGGGUCAGGGUGAAGACUCCAGUCACAAAAAAGAAAGGAAAGUCUUCAAUGAUGGCUAUGACGAUGAUAAUUAUGACUACAUCGUCAAGAAUGGGGAGAAGUGGAUGGACCGUUAUGAGAUUGAUUCCUUGAUAGGAAAAGGAUCAUUUGGACAGGUUGUGAAAGCAUACGACCGUGCAGAGCAGGAAUGGGUUGCUAUUAAGAUCAUCAAGAACAAGAAAGCUUUCCUCAAUCAAGCCCAGAUUGAAGUGCGCCUCCUAGAGCUCAUGAACAAACAUGAUACCGAGAUGAAAUACUACAUUGUUCACCUUAAGCGUCACUUCAUGUUUCGGAACCACCUCUGCCUCGUGUUUGAGAUGCUUUCCUAUAACCUGUACGACCUGCUCCGAAAUACCAACUUCCGCGGAGUCUCGCUCAACCUCACACGGAAGUUUGCCCAGCAGCUAUGCACUGCGCUGCUUUUCCUGGCCACGCCCGAGCUCAGCAUCAUCCACUGUGACCUGAAGCCCGAGAACAUCCUCCUGUGUAACCCCAAGAGAAGCGCCAUCAAAAUAGUGGACUUUGGCAGCUCGUGCCAACUGGGACAAAGGAUAUAUCAGUAUAUCCAGAGUCGCUUCUAUCGCUCCCCAGAGGUGCUUCUGGGCAUGCCCUAUGAUCUGGCCAUUGACAUGUGGUCCUUGGGUUGCAUCUUGGUAGAGAUGCAUACAGGGGAGCCUCUCUUCAGUGGAGCCAAUGAGGUGGACCAGAUGAACAAAAUAGUUGAGGUUCUCGGGAUCCCACCUAAUCACAUAAUGGACCUAGCCCCAAAAGCCAGGAAGUUCUUUGAGAAGCUUUCAGAUGGUACAUGGAGUGUUAAAAAGACCAAAGAUGGCAAAAGGUAUAAACCCCCAGCUUCAAGGAAGCUCCACUCCAUCUUGGGUGUGGAGACAGGGGGACCCGGUGGGCGGCGGGCAGGGGAGUCUGGCCACGCUGUCGCUGACUACUUGAAGUUCAAGGAUCUGAUCCUGCGGAUGCUGGACUACGAUCCCAAGAGCCGCAUUCAGCCCUACUAUGCCCUGCAGCACAGUUUCUUCAAGAAGACAGCGGACGAGGGGACCAAUACAAGCAGCAGCGUGUCGACGAGUCCCGCAUUAGAGCAGUCCCAGUCUUCAGGAACCACCUCCAGCACCUCCUCCAGUUCUGGAGGGUCGUCUGGAACAAGUACCAGUGGCAGAGCAAGGUCAGACCCUACCCAUCACCACUUACACAGUGGAGGACACUUUGGUACAGCCAUGCCAGCCAUUGAUGGAGACAGCCUCUGCCCACAGGCUCGACAGCCUUAUCCACCUCCGCUGGUGUGGGGAGGUGGAGUCGGACCGGAGGCAGUCGCCGGAGAGACCCACCCAGUCCAGGAGACCACCUUCCACGUUCCCCCUCAGCACCCUAAGGCCCUGCAUCCCCACUCACACCCUCAUCACCACCACGGGCAGAUGAUGGCAACGCGACCACGCCCACGCCACUACACCUCCCCGACACACAGCUCCUCGACGCAGGACUCCAUGGAGGUGGUUCACGGCCAUCUGUCUAUGACCUCCCUGUCUUCCUCUGCCUCCUCUUCCUCUACAUCUUCCUCUUCCACUGGGAACCAUGGCAACCAGGCCUACCAGCUCCGCCAUUUGCCCGCUGGAGCGCUUGACUUUGGUCAGAAUGGUGGGCUGAGCAUGGGGCUAGGUGCCUUCUCGAACCCACGGCAGGAGACUGGCAUGGCAGCGCACCCAGCGUUCUCUAUGGGCACGAACACGGGGCCUGGCCACUACCUGGCGGAAGGCCACCUGAGCAUGAGGCAGGGCAUGGACCGGGAGGAGUCUCCAAUGACUGGAGUGUGUGUGCAGCAGAGUUCGAUGGCCAGCUCGUGACUGCACUGACAUUUGGCUGUGUGUUCCCCCUGUGCGUCAUUUUUAAGGUGGUGUUUUUUACUACAAGGUGUGUUGAGAAUAAAAGCUGCUCACGUCAGAAGGGAGAUAUCACUGAACCGCUAUUACAGAGGGAAGACAACCUUUGUUAAGAAGAAGUAUAUAUGUAAUUUUCAUCCAUUUUUUUCUUUUUGCGACCAUUAGGCACAAAAUAAUACUGCGGAAUAACCAUAGUGAGAUCGAGACAUCCAUCUUACCAUUUCACCAGUUUCAUGUAAUCACCAUUCGGUAUUAUGUGGCAAAAAGGAGCAUUUCAGAGCAAAGUUUGAGGCUGUUAUCACAGAUAGCUAGCUGUCAGCGAUGAUGAUGCGCGGCGUCCUCUUUCACGGACCGCCUGACAUUACUGUUCCACUGGUUCCUCAUUAUUUUUGCCCUUUUUUUUUUCCCGAGCAAAAUUUUACACAGAAAAAAGCUGCUUGUAAAUCCUGUAGCUUGACAUGGAGGGGAAGUGUUUGCGGUGAUAUUUCUUGUCGGUCGGUGUCGUGUAACUCUGUUCGAGGGGAGCACAUAACAGUGGAGUCCCUAUACGCGUGUGCUGGCCGGGCGUAGGUGGAUACAGACACCCAAGUGGGUCAAAGGAGAGGGAAGCACCACCCCUCAGGCUAAGAGGCCCCAAAAGUCCUGCGAGCUGCAAACGGGCCUGGCACAGACGACAGCAGCGGUGGUCGGGGAGACGGCAAGGAUCCAGUCCAGCGAAAGGAAUAACGUCGGUGGCUGGUUCUAGAUAACAUUUUGGCCUUAUGACUCAUGGACUUGGAAUGGGAUGGAGCUGGACAUUAUCAUUUGAAUUAAGAUGGCUUUUCUCUAUUUUUCUCUCUAGACAACCCUUAAUUCUUUAAGGAAAUUAAAACAUUUUAGACAAAGGUAACUAAGAAUGGUAAUUUGAGGCCUUUCUCGACAAAGAUUUCUUCAGCAGGGCCCCACAUAACAGGGUCUUUAUUGUACACAACAACCUCCUAAACAUGACUUCCUUGACAAAUCUUAGUCACUGGUAAAGGAUUUUGCAGUGGAAAGAACUAUCCCAGAGUCUACCCCUUUUUAUGUUUUCUUAUUUUCCCCCCCUUUUGCAUGUAGUUCCUCAUCAGAACCACCUGCACAAGUCUCUCCAUCCAAAACAUGGAAACUGAAGAGAAAAAAAAAGAGUUAAGUGACUGCCUUUUUUCUCCACAAAAUUAUGCUGUGAAUUUUACAAGAAUUUAUUUUCCCUUUGGAUAUGUUUUUAUACCAAAGCAGUUGUUUUAUAGCAUAUAGGUGUCUGUAACCAAUAAUGUAGCAGUUCACCACUUUGACGCAAAGUUGAUCAAGAUCUUAUUUUACCGUCAAUACAAACAGCUGCAAUAUAUUACGUUAGCAAAACUGGAGAGUGUUGUUCACACCGUUGGCUAUUGUGUACUCUGGCCACAUAUGUUCGCCACCUUUUACCAAAACUGUUUCCAUAUUAAUUGGUAGUUUAUUUUGGGAGUCUUUUAAAAAACUUUGGUAUGUUAGAGAAUUUGGUAGUUACUCUGCAGGCUCCGGAGUAGCAAGAUAGAAGAUGAUGGGUUUGAGAAAUAAGAAAAAAAAAAGGAGACUAAUGCGUUCGAUUUCUGUGUUGUUGUUUUUCUUUUUCUUUGCCCCA